Messenger RNA from Fusarium sp. VM40, 636 nucleotides. The record is from the annotation of a GenBank genome assembly. Lineage: Eukaryota; Fungi; Ascomycota; Sordariomycetes; Hypocreales; Nectriaceae.
AUGUCUAGCAAAAGACACUCCGUUCUUCCCGCUAUCGAUCGCAGCGGCCCUAGACCACCCGUCCAUUUCUCCUCGUCCCUGACCAUCUCCGACAAUGCGAUCCUUCAAGGCACACAUUCGAUUACUAUGCAGACAGAAACUGUAAUACAUCCGCGAUCAAGAUUUGAGUCGAACUUCGGACCUAUCCUUAUUGGACGACGCUGUCUUGUUCACGAACGAACGCACGUAGGAGCUCGCCCCGCUGAUACUAAUAAUGCGAAGCCUGGUGGCAUAGCGUUGGCGGACUAUGUCACAAUCGAGGCUGGGUCAGUCAUUGAAGCAGGCGGAACUGAGAUUGGUGAGGGUUCUGUGGUUCAUGCUGGAUCGACUGUAGGAAGCGGUGCUAGAAUCGGCAAGGUAGAUAUGAACCUGUUCAAGCUUCAUGAACAAGAAGCUGACGAUUUCGAGAACUGCACCAUUACGCAAAUGUCCAACAUAGCCCCCGGAACAGUGCUGCCAGACAACACAGUAGUCUUUUCGAACGGCACGAGACGAAUCGAUCGACGUGAUCUUUCUGACCAGAGGAAGGUUGCUUUGGUCAAGCAACUCGCAAUUUUGCGAAAGAUGAUACCGAGCAAUGCGGAUAAAUUCAAAUAA